This is a messenger RNA of Achroia grisella, 801 nucleotides long. RefSeq names its product trypsin-4-like. The coding region runs from base 1 to 801 and encodes 266 amino acids. The record is from RefSeq and is a predicted model, not a curated record. The transcript has 6 exons. Gene Ontology annotation, molecular function: serine-type endopeptidase activity. NCBI's taxonomy places the organism in Eukaryota, Metazoa, Arthropoda, Insecta, Lepidoptera, Pyralidae. Gene Ontology annotation, biological process: proteolysis.
AUGUUUCGCGUUUUGUGCAUCCUCGCUCUCGUAGCCGCAGUCCACGCAUGCAAGCCCUGCACAUGUGGAGUGGCACGAGGUGGCAGAGUAGUCGGUGGGGUGGCAGUUUCCCCUGGCGAAUUCCCCUGGCUGGCGGCCCUCCAGAGAGAUGGCAAAGUAAUCUGUGGGGCUACAGUUGUUGCGAGGGACCACUUAAUCACCGCUACACAUUGUAUUUAUGGAGUGGAAGCCACUCGUCUCACGGUGUUGGUCGGCGAGUACGACGUGAACAAUACGCGCUCAGAUGGCAUCCAGGUGUCCCACGUGACCCAGCAUCCGGACUUCAAUCGGUACACAUACGACAACGAUAUAGCAGUGCUGCGACUGGCUGAACCGCUGCCUGACAACUUGUACAGACCUGCUUGUCUACCUGAUGAUGACGAUACACUUGAAGGCGAAGAUGCUGUUGUAUCAGGAUGGGGAAGCACUGUCGAAAAGGGACCCGCAUCAAAUAUACCAAAUAAAGCGAAGGUACAAAUUUGGACCCAAGAUGACUGUAGUGGGGCUGGUUAUGGCCGCAGGAAAGUGACUCCCCGCAUGCUGUGCGCUAACGCCCCAGACCGUGACGCUUGUACUGGUGACUCUGGUGGUCCCUUACUAGUUCCUCAGCCACACUUCACUAUUGUAGGUGUUGUGUCAUGGGGUCGAGGCUGCGCAAGACAAGGUUAUCCGGGAGUUUACGCGCGUGUGGACCGUUUUCUGCCGUGGCUUCGAGCAGCACUCCGGCACGCGUGCAUGUGCACUCCGCCUUCUAUAUUUUAA